UUAAACAGUGUGAAGCAUCAGCCUGCGCCGUUCAUAAAAAAUGGGAGGGAACACGGAGGCGGGGAGCUGAAGUGGAUAACGUUCUUCUGCAGAACAUACAGCAACCUUUUGCACUGCUCUGCUGUUGAUCGGUACCUCUAAUGGCGAAUUCUAUCUCCUUCCAUCAGCCCACUCAUCGCUUCAUCUCCUGCCCGCAGGUGAAGGAUUUCCGAUCUUUCUCCUCGCCAAGAUUCAGUAACUAUCCGUCCACUUCCCCUAAAAGCAGAUUGCGGCCGAUUAAAGCUGCAACCGAAACCGCCGCAUUUCCUCUUCUACAACCUCCGAAAGCCGACGAAUCUUCUCCUUCUGAGUUGGAACCAGCAGACCCUGAUUUCUAUAAGAUAGGAUUUGUUAGAAGUAUGCGAGCUUAUGGAAUCGAAUUCAAAGAAGGACCUGAUGGGUUUGGUGUAUAUGCUUCCAAAGAUGUUGAACCUCUUCGCCGUGCUAGGGUAAUCAUGGAAAUUCCAUUAGAACUAAUGUUAACCAUAAGCCAGAAACUCCCCUGGAUGUUUUUCCCUGAUAUAAUUCCAGUGGGUCAUCCGAUAUUCGAUAUAAUUAAUUCGACAAAUCCAGAGACUGAUUGGGAUUUAAGGUUAGCGUGUCUUCUGCUGUAUGCAUUUGAUCGAGAUGACAACUUUUGGCAGCUCUAUGGUGAUUUUCUACCAAGUAUUGACGAAUGUACAAGCUUACUUCUAGCCUCCGAGGAAGAACUUUUGGAGCUACAGGAUCCAAAUCUUGCUUCAACCAUCAGAGACCAGCAGCAUCGUGCUUUAGAUUUCUGGGAAAGGAACUGGCACAGUGGUGUACCCCUUAAAAUUAAGCGGCUUGCUCGAGAUCCUAAAAGAUUCAUUUGGGCUGUGAGUAUAGCACAAUCACGAUGCAUAAACAUGCAAACAAGGAUCGGAGCUUUAGUACAAGAUGCAAAUAUGCUAAUUCCUUAUGCUGAUAUGCUGAAUCAUUCUUUCCGACCAAACUGUUUUUUCCACUGGCGUUUUAAGGAUCGGAUGCUUGAGGUGAUGAUAAAUGCUGGGCAGCAGAUCAAAAAAGGGCAAGAGAUGACAGUCAAUUACAUGAAUGGCCAAACGAACGACAUGUUUCUGCAGAGAUAUGGUUUUUCAUCUCCUGUGAACCCUUGGGAUAUGAUCGAGUUCUCCGGGAAUGCGCGUAUUCACUUAGAUUCGUUCUUAUCAGUUUUCAACAUAGCUGGGCUUCCUGAUGGUUAUUACUACAAUGGUCGGUUAUCGAACGAGGAAGAUACAUUCGUUGACGGAGCGGUAAUUGCAGCAGCAAGAUCUCUGCCUUCAUGGUCAGAUGGAGAUAUCCCACCUAGCCCAAGCAGGGAGAGGAAAGCAGUUAAAGAGUUACAAGAAGAAUGCCAACGGAUGCUCGCAGCAUUCCCGACCACAUCAGAACAAGACCAAAAAAUCCUAGAUUCUAUGCCACAAGCUACAAGAACGCUAGAAGCCUCGAUCAAAUACAGAUUGCACCGAAAGUUGUUCAUGGAGAAAGUGAUCAAGGCAUUGGAUGUUUAUCAAGAACGGAUACUGUUCUAGUUCUGAAAAUUUUGUACUGCAAUUUGAGCUUAGCAGGUAUUAUGAAAUUGUGUUUCAGUCCCUGUAAAGAUGUUGGUGUAGCUACAUAAAUUUCAUGAAGUAAAUUCAGUUAUUAGUCGUUAUUAAUUGUAGCAUCAACGGGAAAAAUUUGAUAAUCUUGAAUGGUUGCCUCUUUCUUAUA
Cucurbita pepo subsp. pepo (vegetable marrow) is the source of this 1773-nucleotide messenger RNA. It is a transcript of the gene PTAC14, whose product is annotated as plastid transcriptionally active 14. Gene Ontology annotation, molecular function: protein-lysine N-methyltransferase activity; protein binding. NCBI's taxonomy places the organism in Eukaryota, Viridiplantae, Streptophyta, Magnoliopsida, Cucurbitales, Cucurbitaceae. Gene Ontology annotation, cellular component: chloroplast thylakoid; plastid-encoded plastid RNA polymerase complex. The record is from RefSeq and is a predicted model, not a curated record. Gene Ontology annotation, biological process: peptidyl-lysine monomethylation; thylakoid membrane organization; plastid transcription.